Molecule: messenger RNA, 1373 nt
Organism: Triticum urartu
Lineage: Eukaryota; Viridiplantae; Streptophyta; Magnoliopsida; Poales; Poaceae
Product: cysteine endopeptidase RepA-like
Biological process (GO): proteolysis
Molecular function (GO): cysteine-type peptidase activity
Source: RefSeq, a predicted model, not a curated record
CACACAUACAGUAGGUUGUAAGCCAGAGCGACGGUCACGAUGUGGAGGUCCAUCUUGCUCGCGGCGGUGGUCGCGCUGGCGCUGGCGCCGGCGCCGGCGCUGGGGAUCCCGUUCAGGGAGGAAGACCUGGCCUCGGAGGAGAGCCUGCGGGGGCUCUACGAGAGGUGGAGGAGCCACUACACGGUGUCGCGGGGGGGCCUCGGCGCCGACGCGGAGGAGCGCCGGUUCAACGUGUUCAAGGAGAACGCGCGGUACGUCCACGAGGGCAACAAGAAGGACAGGCCCUUCAGGCUGGCGCUCAACAAGUUCGCCGACAUGACCACGGACGAGUUCCGGCGUACGUACGCCGGGUCCAGGGUGCGGCACCACCUCUCCCUCAGCGGCGGCCGCCGGGGCGACGGAAGCUUCAGGUACGAAGACGCCAACAACCUGCCGCCGGCGGUGGACUGGCGGCAGAAGGGCGCCGUCACCGGCAUCAAGGACCAAGGGCAGUGCGGGAGCUGCUGGGCGUUCUCGACGAUCGUGGCGGUGGAGGGCAUCAACAAGAUCAGGACGGGGAAGCUGGUGUCGCUGUCGGAGCAGGAGCUCAUGGACUGCGACAACGUCAACAACCAGGGCUGCGACGGCGGCCUCAUGGACUACGCCUUCCAGUUCAUCCACAAGAACGGGAUUACCACCGAGUCCAACUACCCGUACCAAGGCGAGCAGGGCAGCUGCGACCAGGCAAAGGCGAGUGACAAUAAUCCCCGGCUUCCGGCCGUUAGCCGAGAAUCUUGUCUCAAAAUUUUAAAAAUCGCAUGCCAAAUGUUGCAGGAAAAGGCUCAUGCCGUGACGAUCGACGGCUACGAGGACGUCCCCGCCAACGACGAGUCCGCUCUACAGAAAGCCGUCGCCGGCCAGCCCGUGUCCGUGGCAAUAGACGCCAGCGGCAACGACUUCCAGUUCUACUCAGAGGGCGUCUUCACCGGAGAAUGCAGCACGGAUCUCGACCACGGCGUCGCCGCCGUCGGGUACGGCACUACCAGGGAUGGCACCAAAUACUGGAUCGUCAAGAACUCGUGGGGAGAGGACUGGGGUGAGAAAGGCUACAUCAGGAUGCAGCGCGGGGUGUCGCAGGCAGAGGGGCAGUGUGGCAUCGCCAUGCAGGCGUCCUACCCAACGAAGUCGGCACCACAUGCUAGCACAGUCAGGGACGGGUCUCAUACGGAUGAGCUCUAGAUGACAUGCAUACACGCGAUCAUUCCGAGUGCGAGCUCUGCGUUGAGGAGAACUGAAUCUCCCACUGUUGUGUUAUUUACUUUAUGCAAGAUGUUACCAUACGAAUGUAAUAAGCGUAAGCAAAGGGCAUUAUAGCAAAAGAAUUGCAACUAAUU